Molecule: messenger RNA, 1315 nt
Organism: Colletotrichum scovillei
Lineage: Eukaryota; Fungi; Ascomycota; Sordariomycetes; Glomerellales; Glomerellaceae
Product: ubiquinol-cytochrome C reductase complex 14kD subunit
Exons: 3
Coding region: 329-832 (167 amino acids)
Biological process (GO): mitochondrial electron transport, ubiquinol to cytochrome c
Source: RefSeq, a predicted model, not a curated record
UUUCAAGCUUCCAGACCACAGAAGGGGAGCUCCACCUCCGCCGGUUCCCUGCGGCUUUGCCCAGCACCACAAAAUGCAAUUCCCAAUCAUCCGUAGCAGGGUCUGCGGUGCUAUCGUGGGCGGGCAUCCCGUUGGUAGCUCCAAUUACCUCAUCGGGCCCCGGAUCCAAUCACGAAAUCUGCACCUCUGCCUCUCGGUGGUCCGUGCUGUCGAGCUCUCUCACCAGCCACACUACCCUCGCACCAGCCACACGGACAAUGUGGCGCGUGCCGGAAUCUCAAGGAUAAUCACAUGACCUGUCCGUCCCGAAUCGUUGCGCCUCUCCGGGAUGCUCCACGAAUUUCCCAUAGAGUCCCAACCUCAGGCGAUCCGCAAAACCGUACUCCGCGGCAUUAUAUCGAAACCUCUCCUCUCCGCGCCCACCACGCACCACAUAGCCGCCACAAUGACUUCGCUCAUUUCCAAGCAGCUCGCCGACGGCAUUCUUGCCCGCCCCUUCCUGAAGAGCAUCUUCGUCCCCUUCUCCAACUGGUACGCCAACGCUGCCGGCCACCGCAAGCUCGGCUUGAGAUUCGACGACCUCAUCGAGGAGGAGACCGAUAUCGUCCAGAAGGCCCUCAAGCGCCUCUCUCCCAAGGAGUCCUACGACCGCGUCUACCGCAUUCGCCGCGCCGUCCAGCUCUCCUACCAGCACAAGCUCCUGCCCAAGAACGAGUGGACCAAGCCCGAGGAGGACUACCCCUACCUCGGACCCAUCAUCCAGCAGAUCCAGGCUGAAGAGGCCGAGAGGCUGGCCUUCGAGACCAUGGAGGUCCAGAAGAAGCACCACUAAACUACAUCUUCCUGGUGGGGGAUCACGUUUGGACGGAAAGGAGGCGGAGAGAGCGAGCCGCGCGCACGAUGCUGUAAAGUAUGACGAAGGAGAAUCGCCUGGCCGGGCGCGCGACAGAAAUUUAGACCAGGGGGGGCCAGGCGGUUCGUGUACCUUAUGUAUAGACCUUUGGAGGGGGUUGCUUUCUCGUCAAUUGGAACUCCCUGCUACACUUACAGGUUCCGCUGCGCUCGAAUAGCACCAAUUGAUGACACUUUUUUUUUGGCCUUGGAAUAUCGACGUUCUCACGGUUGCCCCCCCGGCCCGGGUUCGCGGAAGCUAGCUGACAUUGUACGCACUCUCACUGGUCGGAACCCGCAGACCCACCAUGGUACAUCAACAUCAUGAGUAACGACUUUCUUCGACGGCGUUUACUACGUUGAGGGUCGUUGAGUAUACCGAUGCUGUCGCUGUCGAACUACCUCAAAUUUCUCACUGCCUGGG